GGUCGCAGGUGUGUGUGAAUGCGCGCUUCUUUCACAAGCAUCGUUAAAAUCGCGCUUUGUCAUGAGUCGAAAAAAUCAGUGCAUGUUCAAAAUUACUAAUUUCGAUCGCGCCUGAAGUGGACCAAACCUGAGCCGGCGAUAAUUUCGCUAACUGGCGAAAAAUCGGGACGAGUGUCGAUCAAAGAGCCGCUGUUCUUGGACGCGAUAGUGAAUUUUUUUUGGAGCAUUCGGCUCGCCGAGCACGUCGUGUUCGGGAAGAACGUAGAUUGCUCGGAUUGAUUUCUCGAGGCGUCUUGCGGCAGCUGCCAAGGACUUAAUCGACAUGCCGCUGCUACGCAAUGAGCCUUUUCAAAAACUCCACGUUUCUUCGGACUUCCGGGACGACGACGAGGUGUAUCAUUGUGAGGUUACCAACGAAAUCUUCAAGGAUUACAAUGAAUUUUGUGCAAGAAUUAUCCUGUGCAAUUCUCUCGUGUGGUCAUGCAGCACCACUGGAAAAUCGGGUCUCACCUACGCAGAAGCUCUCGAAAGCGAAGAAAAUGCAGAGCGAAGUUUCAAAGAGUUUCCAAUGGAGCUACGAAUUCCCAUAUUGUACCUGGCAAAUAGAACUCACAGAACAUCCUUCAACGAGAUGCUCGAGGACAUAUAUCAAUAUGCAAGAGAUCGAUAUUUCGUUGGGGAAAUGGUCGAAGCGAGCUUCACCGAAGAUGCUUGGUGCGAAUGCCACGUCCUCCAAGUUAUCGCCCCGACCGAACAACAAAUCAAACAGUAUAUUCUAGAAAAUGGAAGCAGUCCCCAAGAAAGGACGCCUAAUCCUCCCUCGAAAUUAUUUCGCUACGAGGUGGAACAAUUAGACUGUGGAGAUGACGACGAGAGUCAAACAAUGAUCCUCGAGGCUUCACAAGUCCGAAGGAGGAAACAGCAGUAUGGUCGCGAGCGAAACAAGAUUUUCCUCAAGCAACUCUGCGAGCAGAGCACUAAUGGAGUGUGGGUCGUUAAGGAGGAGGUUCUGCAGAAAUAUGGCAUUCCUAAAGUAAGAUUCGAUACGAUUUUCGACGGACCUUUACCUGAUUUCACGCCACGACCGAGGAAAGUUAUUAAGCAAACUUCCUUGGAUAAAUUUCUCACUACAGAUGUGACGAAACACAGAAAAUUUGAGAAGCCUAAUGCGCUGAAGAAAGUUAACAGCGGUAUGGUUGAGAAGAAACAGAGAAAGCCGAGGGUAAACGGCAAAUUCAAAGAGGACCUAAAAGCCCGCGCCCUCGAGGAAAAGGCGAAACGAAAAGAAGAACGUCUCGAGCGAAAAGAGCGGAAAAAGGAAGAAAGGCAGAAACAAGUGGCCUUCCAAGCCUACAUAAAGGAAUGGAACAAGCCGAGGGAGGACCUGGAAUGCGAGGAUUUGUCACCACUUCCUGCCGCAGUGCCAAUAAACUGUGGAGUCCCGAACGAGAAAUUUGGUGAUUUUGCCAUGGUCCUCGAAUUCCUUCAAUUUUUUUACGAGGAGCUGGAAGUUAAUACUUAUUUCACGGGAGGUCUGACCCUCGAAAUUCUCGAGAAGGCGAUGAUGGGAAAGGACGUUGGUGGUCCCUUCAGCGACUUGGUGCAGCUUCUUCUUGCAAAUAUUUUCAAGUACCAGGCGGAGGAGGAGAAUGAAAUUCAUGCAGAUGCAGCCGAUUUGAAAGACGAUAUUAAUAUUGACAAGGGAGUUCCUUCAAUGGCUGAGGCUACAAAACUUGCGACGCUCGCUUCCACCUGGUGUCAAAAUCAUCAAGGAUGUCAACUCUCGGAAUUGGCUCUCGAUCAUGUCACAUUGAGCGAAAUUUUGCGACAGCAUUUGCUCAGCUCUGGAGGAAGAAUUAGCGAGGUGGCUUCCAAAUGGAGAUAUUCGCAGAGAGAAACCCCACAAUCCAAAUUCGAAUUUCUUAAAAUGAAAUCUUACCCGGGAUGGAGAGGAAUCUCCAAUAUCUGCGAUGUGCUCGAUCAGAUCCGAGUAAAACCAUCAUCUGAUCGUCCCUGGAAGCUUCUUGCAGUUCCUUCAAUUUAUUGUCAUACUCCUCCCUCUUCUUCUCCUCCUCGCAAUUUCCGCGAGUUAUCUUCUUCGGCUUCUGUUCAAGAUCCUCCUCGACUUUUCCCUCUUUCUGAAGCUCCUUCAUCUUCUCUCGCUCCUCCUUUUCCUUCUUUUUUUCUCGUAUCUUUCCUCGAUUACAUCGCGAAUCGAGGCGAAAGUCAAGAGCUGAUUUAUAAGGCAAGUGAUGACGAUGAGUCGGUCGUCGAGAUCAAACUCGCAGACACUUCUGUGUCCGAGCAUUCGCAAAAUUCGGGGCUCGUUCAUUCGCAGAAGAAGGGCCGGAUCGUCGUGAUUCGAAUUUUCGUGGAGAAUGACGAGUGGUGGUCGGGAACUUGUGUCCCAGGUGGAACUCCUCUCAUUCCGGAACUCCAAAAUCGCGAGUCGACUUACGCCUACCUUCGUAGCAAGUUUGAUGACGAGUUUAGCGACAAGGAAAACAGUUUCAACAAAAAGUCGAAAAAGUCCCCGAAGAAGGUGAGCUUUGCAGACAAAAAUGGACUCAAGUCCCCGAAAAAGGAAUUGAAAAUGGAUGCAAACGUUAUGACGAUGCUCAUGGCCUGCACUGGGGACAAAGAAUGUCAAAUUCAUUGCAAACGAGAGGGACCAAAGUGGAAUUUCUAUGGGAAUCGGGAGGACAUUGAGGCAAUGAUUAACGGGCUCUGCAAACGGGGAAUUCGCGAGGGAGAACUGAGGAAUAACCUUAUUAUGGAAUCAUCAAAUCUCGUUGAAAUUAUUGAAGAGUGCCCCCGACACAAACUUAAUCCGGACGUUUAUACGGAGCCAAUAAAGGAAUCGGCGAAUAAAGGAUCGAAGAAACCAAAGCACGAUAAGGAGGGAACGAAUCUGAACUUCCCAACGGACAUGGCGAUCGAUUCAGUGAUGGAAUUGACAUUCCGCGAUUAUGUCCUUGAUUUGGAGGAGAAAAUUAAGCUUGGAUGUCUGGGCUCGUUGAAGGUGAUUGACAGGGACUCCUGGAGGAAAGCAAUACAGGAUGGUCAGUACGAGAAACAGUGUGAUCGGCUUGUUUAUGGAAUGAACGAAGUGGAGGUGGAUGUUAUUGUUAAUUCUACUUUGGACAAGAUUAAAAACGAGUCGAGGAACAGCCGACCGAAUACUCCGGAUUCCGAAGUCGGCAGUGUUGGUACGAAGAGCUACAGGGAUCCUGGAAAAUAUCUCGGUCCAUCUGGCGAUGACGAAAUGAGUCCAGAUGCAAAGCAGCAGAUGUCCAUCAGACAAAUGGCAUGUGCCAUUUUGCAGGUGUACCACGCUAUAGAACCAAAGUACCUGAAAAAACCUCUGGGAGUUGACGAGAAAGAUAAGAAGUGGUCGAGCGAGGAGGCUCGAGACCGAUGGGAACAGUCUCUGAUGGCCUCGACAAGUUGGUCCCAACUUUUCCUUCAUCUAAGUACGCUCGACAACAGCAUCGCCUGGGGAAGAAGUGCAUUGAAUGCUCAGUGUCGAAUUUGUCGAAGACGCAGGGACGCCGAAAAUAUGUUGCUUUGCGACGGAUGCAAUAAGGGACAUCAUCUCUACUGUUUGAAGCCUAAACUAAACGCAAUUCCUGAGGGCGAUUGGUUCUGCUCGACUUGUAAACCACGAGAAGUAAAGCCAAAAGAAAAGGCCAAGAAGAGAAGAAAGUUUGAGGACGAGCUUGAUGAUGACGCAGUGCUGACCAAAGAAACGCGCCAGAAUCGAGCGAAGAGAGUCCCUGGAAGCGAGGAUGAAAAUGGAGAAGAAGAGACGAAUGAGGAAAAUGAUGAGGAGGAGACUGACGAUGAAUCUGAGAAAAAUCAAAUAUGCCAGGGAUGUUCACUCAGUGGCAAGUUGAUCACAUGCGAGACCUGCAGGCUAAGCAUGCACUGGAAAUGUUUCGAUCCACCGCCUCCGAGGUGUCCCCGCGGAAAAUUCUGGUGUUGUUCUUGCAAAACAAAGAAAUACAACGUCACUUUGAAACUCGUGAGGGGGCGAGAGAGGGAUAAAGAUACGGAGAGAUCGUCUGCAGCAGCAGCACGCUCUCGAAUCCACGGCUUCGCCAAGAGCCUCCUUACUAGAGAAACCGCAAGCUGGGACGGCUACAUCAGCAAUCCUGAAGACGAGCCAAGACAGACGAGAAGAAGUUCAAAACGUUCAGCCGAGGAACCAGCCGAGUCUGAGAAGCAGACAAUGAAAAGUGUUAAAGCAACACUCCAGGAACUUCUUGCCGAUGUGACACAUCACAGGGACUCCUGGCCAUUCCUCACACCCGUUACCAAGGACGAGGUUCCUGAUUACGAAGAAUUCAUCAAGAAACCGAUGGACUUUGGCACGAUAAAGUACAAACUUGGCAAUGGGGAUUAUGACGAACUUGAGGAGUUCUUUUCCGAUUGUCUCCUAGUCUUCGACAACUGCACCUCGUAUAAUCAGGAGCACACGUCUGUUUACAAUUUGGUUUUCAGGGCUGGCCAGAGGCUACUGAAAUUCUUCGAGAAACGGUGCAAAGACCUCGGUCUUGACUACGACGAGAGCACAAUUCGCAAGACAAAACAGCCCAAACUUGAUGAGGAAAUUGUCAAGAAUGGCGACACCAAUGGCAAUGAGAAUGGCACUGAUGAUGACAGUGACGCGGAAUCGACAAACAAUGACAGCUAGACUUAGAUUUCAAUUUUUCAACGAGCCAAGAAAUGUAUCUAGUACUUACACGCUUGAUCGUCAGUAGUAUACCUGGGACAGUUUUUGCGCACUGGUUCUGUUCCAGUCUGAGUUAUCGGCCGAGUAUGAUUCUGUUUUAUCCUCGGUCGGUAACUGUGGGAUGCAGCAUAACCAUACUCGGUCGGUAAAUUAGCAUGGAACAGAAACCAGUGCGCGAUAACUAUCCCAGGUAUACUACUAUCGUCUAUUAAAAAUAAAAAUAAAAGUUUUCAAAUAUAGAUUUUUUAAGUUUUAUCCGUGCUUUCUAUAUUUGGAUCCUUUUAAGUUUUUCCUACUUUCUUAAAUUUGGAGGAAAUUUCAAAUUCAGGACUUUAUAUAUUUGCUUCCGAAAUGUAGAUUUUUGGUGAAUUUUUUCUUCUCCAAUUUGGAAGGCUUGUAAAACUUGAGGAAUCAUUCAAAUGUUGGUUUCCGAAGUCCCACAAAGCAUGAUUUUUCGAUCAAGCGGGUGAAAGAUUAGAAAGACAAAUAAAUAAAUAAAUCCCAGUUAGUUGAUUCUCAGCGGGGCACGCAUACAGUAUUAAAAAAUUUAAAAAAAUAAAAUAAAAAAAAUGACUAAAUAAUAAGAACUAUUUAGUACUUUUGCAUCCAAGGCGAAAUUCACUCCAGAUAAUCUCCUUGAUACUUGGAAUGAAACGAAAUGAAAGUUGACUUGAGAUUUUUUUGACUAUCUCGUCUUUUGGGAAUUAUUUUGACGCCGAUGGUUUUUCGUGUCCCCUUGGUUAAUUAAUAUUUGCACAUUAUUUAAUAAUUAUGAUUAACUGUUCGAAAUAUGCCUUCCUUUGCGCAUAAUAUUAUUAUUGUCUAUUUAUUAUAAUUGUUUUAAAGAACUUUCUCAACUGAGUUAAAAUUUGUAUGUUUUUAUUGAUGAAGAAUUUCUUCUCUCCCCCCUUUUUUUUCUCGUCGAGAUCUAGGAGCAGUGUUAGUUUCUCCCUCCCUCUAUCUCUCUAAAUUUCUAUGAGAUCAGCCUUUUGUUCGAGAUUAUUGGAAAAAAUUUAUGGGCUGGACCUUAGCUGUGUUUAGGAUAUAUAAAAAGUGUGAUUACCCAUGCACAUGUACAGCACUAUUGAGCCGAUCAUUUCUAACGAUGUAUGUUUUAUACAAUUAAUUUGGUAAUAAAGAAUCUUGAAAAGGAGUAAA
This is a messenger RNA of Belonocnema kinseyi, 5893 nucleotides long. RefSeq names its product bromodomain adjacent to zinc finger domain protein 1A (gene Acf). Bases 323 to 4696 code for a protein of 1457 amino acids. The record is from RefSeq and is a predicted model, not a curated record. The transcript is spliced from 16 exons. Gene Ontology annotation, molecular function: protein binding. NCBI's taxonomy places the organism in Eukaryota, Metazoa, Arthropoda, Insecta, Hymenoptera, Cynipidae. Gene Ontology annotation, biological process: chromatin remodeling.